This is a messenger RNA of Exophiala aquamarina CBS 119918, 897 nucleotides long. RefSeq lists its product as uncharacterized. The annotation marks the transcript as partial. The transcript has a single exon. The record is from RefSeq and is a predicted model, not a curated record. Lineage: Eukaryota; Fungi; Ascomycota; Eurotiomycetes; Chaetothyriales; Herpotrichiellaceae.
AAAAAGUACCUGGGAGAGCCUGAAGACCCCCAUUACAUUCCCGACUCGCCAUGGAUCGAGCGCAAGUUCUUCACCGAGGAGGAGGAGGCCGAAUUGAAAUCGUCCUGCACCUUGGUCCUGGCCAAUGUCCCACAUUCAGAUGAUAUGUCGGAUGACCCACUCAAAUACAUCGCUGCUCAAAUUCAGGAAGGCAAACCCGUACAGCAGUCCAAGACGAAAUCAGAGCACAUCUCUGCACCUGCUCACAAGAUCGAUGCUUCCAAGACCAACAGUGCCAUCCAACAUCUUCUCAAUUUGAAUCCCGAUACCGCCACUCCCUCUGAAUCCUCACAUAGAGACACGCUCUCAACGCAAGACUAUUCAACACCCUUGACAAGCGCCGGGUUUACCCCUGGAGACUCUGCCCGAAGGUUUUCGGACGCUGCCCGCAAGUCCUACAAUAGUAGCAAGAAGCCUGGAAGCAGCCUUCGGAACGACUCUCAAUUACACAAGAGCCGAACAACUUCCAACUCAGGUCUUCACAGGUCGUUCGACACGACAAAUCCAUCUCUAGAGACAGAAGCUAUCAAGCGGACUCUUCGCCUAGUCGCCGACGGUAGCUCACGACCUCAAAGCGGUAGCAGCCUUAGAUCCAUGGACAACGUCAAUUCACUCCGAUUUUCGACACCAGAUCUGAAUAAAUCCCUCCCUCCACCACCAACAAGCCCGCUAGAUCCCUUUGAUGAUCCCAAACAACCUCAUAUCAGCAGAUUGAUGAAGACCAUACGCAAGAAGAAGAGCACAACCGCUCUAGAUAAAGGACGAAGCUUUUCCACGUCCGAUGCUCCACCCCCCCUGCCAACGACAAACAGAACCAAAGCCCCACAGCCGUCUCAGCCAGAUAUUCCCAAUACCUCU